Molecule: messenger RNA, 8233 nt
Organism: Xiphias gladius (swordfish)
Lineage: Eukaryota; Metazoa; Chordata; Actinopteri; Istiophoriformes; Xiphiidae
Gene: als2b
Product: alsin Rho guanine nucleotide exchange factor ALS2 b
Exons: 35
Coding region: 194-5254 (1686 amino acids)
Source: RefSeq, a predicted model, not a curated record
GUCAACAUCAGGGGAUGAGCAGCAACAGACCAGCCGCAUUUAAGCUGCCAGACGAGCCCACGGACGUCCGUGUCGAUCGCCCGUGCGAGCGAGCGAAGCGGGUGACAGGAACCGGCCGGUCUGCAUUCGGGAGGCGACGGCAGCACACAUCAGCCCCGGGUCUGACACGCAGAUGGAGUAACAGACCCCACUCAUGGAAAGCCGGAGGAAGAGCUCUGGGGAUGACGGCGGUGGAGAGCGAGGCCUGCUCCACACCUGGAAGGGCUACUCCUGCAGUGUCACCCCAGAGAGGCUGCUCCUACCCCAGCCGGUCCUUCAGAUUGCCCUGGGAACGCGACACGGAGUUCUGCUGGUGGAAGGAGGACAGGUGUACAGUUUUGGGGAGUUGCCCUGGAAGCAGAGUCAAGUCCCUGAGCCUGCGAAACCCACCCUGGAGAGUGCUCUCAGUGGGCAGCGUGUGCUCGCCGUUGCAGCUGGAAGUUUCCACAGCGGGGCAGUGACAGAGGAUGGUGGCGUCCACAUGUGGGGGGACAAUGGUGCGGGACAAUGUGGCCUGUCGGGCCUCAGCAGCGUCCCCAACCCGACUCCAGUGGCUCUGUUGGACUCUGACACCAGCCCCCCGCAGACGGUGCCGGUGCUGGAGCUGGCCUGCGGGGAGCAGCACACCCUGGCGCUGUCUGUCCAGCGGGAGGUGUGGGCGUGGGGCAGCGGUUGCCAGCUGGGCCUCAACGCCACCAGCUUUCCUGUGUGGAAACCACAAAAGGUUGAACACUUAGCAGGAAGGUAUGUACUUCAGGUGGCCUGCGGGGCUUCACACAGCCUGGCUCUGGUGCGCUGCCUGGGCCCCCAGGAUGUCCACCGGCCCCCUGUGGACAAAUGCAGACAACAGUGUAACCAGCUGCUGUACACCAUGACGGACAAAGAGGACCACGUCAUCAUCUCUGACAGUCACUACUGCCCCCUCGGUGUGGAGCUGACCGAGGAUGAGGGGAUGCUGGAGGCUCCUGCCCCCGCCCAAGGACUCAAAACAUCCCCAUCUGAGCCAGUUCUCCCCUCCCAAACUUCCACCUCAAACUCUGAUCCUCCAGCGCCUCCGAAAAGUGCUGACCCCUCCUCUGACCCCACCCCCAUCCCGGACUCUGAGAGAGGCCAGUCGGCCUUGGCUAACGGAGUGCCGCCGGUCUCGGACUCUGACCCCACAGCUCAGUCCAAAAGCGGUAGUGUUGCUGUGUCGGUGGUCAAGACUUCGCUCUAUCCAGACGCGCAGGCUGUCAAAGACUACCUGAAGAAACUGUCAGACAACGCUGAAGCAAAGACGACCGCUGGAGGACUGCACUCGCUGCUGCCUGCGGCUGGAGGGCUCGCCUCCACCCCGAGCUCCGCGCUCAACAACCUGGUGGCCACCUGCGCCUCUGCAGUGGGCGAGCGGGUUGCCUCCACCUACGAGGCCUUGUCCCUCAAAAAGAUGAUGAACUUCUACCUGCCCUCAGGCGUGUCGAGGUCAGGCGGGCCGGGGGGGCUUACCGGCACCGUCCCUGGAGUGGGCGAUAACACCACAGAGCGUGUCCGCCAGGAGGAAUCCAUGCAGGGCAAGAAGAGCUCCAGCACGGGGGACAUCCGUGAGGAGGAGGCCGAGGGUGUGCGGCGCCGCCUGUCACUCCCAGGACUCCUCUCACAGGUGUCCCCGCGGCUGCUGAGGAAAGCCGUGCGUCCCAGGAUGCGUGCCGUCGCCCUCACCCCGCUGGGAGGGGCGGUCCCCGAGGCGCAGGAGGUGCUGCCCACCUUGCAGACGGAGGUGUGGAGCUGGGGACAAGGCGAGCAAGGCCAGCUAGGACACGGAGACAACCUGGCCAGGUUGCAGCCACUGUGCAUCAAGAGUCUGAACAAUAAGGAGGUGGUGCGGGUGGCGGCCGGCGCUCAUCACUCCCUCGCGCUGACCGCUCAGUCUCAGGUGUUUUCAUGGGGCAGUAACAGCUCCGGUCAGCUCGGGCACAUGGAGACACCCAGCACAGUCCCCCGCCUUGCAAAGAUGUCAGAGGGCAUCCGGGUGUGGGACAUGAGUGCCGGAGAGAGACACACCCUCCUGCUCGCGGACGGAGACUGCAUCCAGCCCAUCAUUUAUUACAGCGGACAGCAGGUGAAAGAGGGGGAGGAGGAGAGUCAGGCCAAGGAGCUGGGUCAGCAGCAAGAAGGAGCGGAGGAGGAGGAGGAGGAGCGGGCAGGGGGCUACACCCCGCAGCCUGUACUACUACCCUUCUGCAUGAACCUGGGUUAUGUCAGCGGCGUGUUUGCGGGUGGCUGGCGAUGCGUGGCACUCUCGGACAGGAACGUGAUGGGCUUCAUCGCCGGCCUCCACGAGCUGGCCGCAGCCGAGAGGAAGUUCUACUGCAAGCUGUGCAACAUCAAGACACAGAUAAUACGCCCCCUGCUGGAGCUGGAGUCUCUGAGCUCGGCCCUAGGCCAGGUGACCCUCGGGCUCCUGCAGACGCUUGCAGGGCGUUUCAGCCUCCUGUGUCACCUGACCGGGCAGCACGCCGCCAGCCUCACCGCCAACCUGCGCCGUGGGCGUGAUGUCAAAAGUCUGCUCAUCCUGGACCACACCGGCAUCUUCCUCGACUCCUAUAAUGAAUACUGCAACUAUCUGGGCAACUUCCAGGUGAUGGGAGGUUUCCAGGCCCUGACCAAGCCCUCGCUAGAUUUGUUUGGGAAGAGUCCUGAGCUGCUCCAGAGGCUGUCAGAGUGCAGCGAGGAGAACCCCGCCAUGGCCGACCUCCUGGUGGCGCUCCUGUACCUCCCAACUCGCCACCUUCACGAAUACGGCCGGCUGCUGCUCAAACUGGCCACCUGCUUUGAAGUGUGCUCCACUGACUACCAGAAGCUGCAGGACAGCUGCUCCAAGUUCGAGGCUUCGGGCCUCCAGCUGAAGAGGAAAAGAAAGGAGGCCGAGUACACAUUUCACUUCUGGAAGAGCUUCCCUGGCAAAAUGACGGACUCCCUGAGGAAGCCUCACCGCCGGCUGAUCUGCGAGAGCAGCAACAAGGCUCUGACCCUGCAGAACGCCGGGAGGUUCUCCGUCAACUGGUUCAUCCUUUUCAACGACGCACUGGUCCACGCACAGUUCUCCACCCAUCACGUCUUCCCUUUGGCCACGCUGUGGGUGGAGCCCAUCCCAGAGGAGAACGCUGGCGUAAACAGUUUAAAGGUGAUCACACCAGAGGAGACGUUCACCCUGCUGGCCUCCUCUGCCAUGGAGAAGGCCAAGUGGCUUCGCUCCAUCAACCAGGCGGUGGACCAGGCCUUGAGUGGGGCCGGGCAGGACACGACAUCAGUCAGCUCGGGUUCAGGGCAAAAGUUGGAGCCUCCUAUCUCCAGGACGGCCUCCUACACUUUUUACAAGGACGGACGUCUGAAAGAGGCCACAUACGAAGGCCGCUGGCUCGCUGGCAAACCCAACGGCAGGGGAGUGUUAAAGUGGCCCGAUGGGCGAAUAUACACGGGGGAGUUCAAAAACGGACUGGAAGAUGGCUUUGGAGAAUUUGUCGCUCCCAAUAAAACGCUGAACAAGAACGAUCACUAUCAAGGUCACUGGAAAGAUGGCAAGAUGCACGGCCUGGGGACAUACAGGUAUGCAAGCGGGGAAGUUUACGAUGGAUCCUUCCAGGACGGCAUGCGACACGGCCACGGCAUGCUGCGCAGCGGCAAGCUCAACACCUCCUCCCCCAGUGUCUUCAUUGGCCAGUGGCUGCACGACAAGAAGACCAGCUAUGGAGUCUUUGACGAUAUCACAAAAGGAGAGAAGUACAUGGGCAUGUGGCAGGACCACCUGCGGCAGGGCAUAGGGGUCGUCGUCACCCAGUUUGGCCUUUACUACGAAGGAGCCUUCAAAGAUAAUAAGAUGAUGGGCACUGGGAUCCUCCUGUCAGAGGACGACACGACGUAUGAGGGGGAAUUCUCUGACGACUGGACCCUCAGCGGGAAGGGUGUGCUGACCAUGGCGAACGGUGACUACCUGGAGGGCUCCUUUGGUGGCGAAUGGGGCUCUGGCCUCAAGGUGACGGGGUCCUACUUCAAACCACACCUGUUCGACACCGACAAGGACAAGACCCAUGUUGUGAAGCUUGGGCGUCUGUGUGUGUGCGCGGAGGAUAAGUGGCAGGCGGUGUUUGAGGAGUGCUGGAGUCAGCUGGGCUGCGAGGCGCCGGGCCAAGGAGAAAACUGGAAGGCCUGGGAGAACAUCGCCGUGGCCCUCACCACCAGCCGGCGGCAGAUCCAGGACAGUCCGGAGAUGUUGUCUCUGAGUCACAGCAGAACCCUGGAGAGUCUGGAGGUCAUCCCGCAGCACGUAGGACCCGUCACGAUGGAGAGAUAUCACGCCAUCCGCCUUUACCUCAUCAAGGCGUGCGACACCCCCCUCCACCCACUGGGCCGGCUGGUGGAGACCCUGGUGGCGGUCUACAGGAUGACCUACGUGGGCGUUGGAGCCAACCGACGACUCCUGCCUCAGGCUGUCAAUGAGAUCAAGUCUUACCUCAACCGCAUCUUCCAGAUUGUCAGGUUUCUGUUCCCAGACCUGCCGGAAGAGGGCGGUCUAAUUCCAGAGCCGACCACCGACCUCCGGGACAAGAAGGAGCCGGGCUCGACUGAUGCCCAGCUGGAGUCACCCAAACCUAGCCGGGUUGUGAGCAGCUCGGCUCUGCUGCUUCCCGUCUUGCUGCCUCGUCUCUACCCGCCGCUCUUCACCCUCUACGCCCUGGACAAGGAGAGAGAAGACGACCUCUAUUGGGAAUGUGUCCUCCGCCUCAACAAGCAGCCCGACCUUGCCCUCCUUGCCUUCCUGGGCGUGCAGCAGAAGUUCUGGCCUGUUUCCAUUCCCGUCUCCAUGGUUGCACUGGGGGAGAAGCAGCAGGUCCUCUCCAGCACCAAGGAUGCCUGCUUUGCCUCCGCAGUGGAAACGCUGCAGCAGAUCAGCACAACGUUCACCCCGUCCGACAAGCUGCAGGUGAUCCAGCUCACCUUUGAGGAGAUCACACAGGAGGUCCAGUCACUGCUGAAGCAGGACUUCUUGUGGUCCAUGGACGACCUCUUCCCUGUCUUCCUCUACGUUGUGCUGCGAGCUCGUAUCAGGAACCUGGGGUCAGAGGUCAGCCUGAUCGAAGACCUGAUGGACCCCUGCGUCCAGCACGGAGAGCAUGGAAUCAUGUUCACCACGCUCAAGGCCUGCUACUACCAGAUCCAGCAUGAGAAGAUCACUUAGUGCGGCGCUACUUCCUCAGUGAUCCGCAUGCUGCUGCCCCUCCUCCACCCCCACAGCCAAUCGCGGGGCCAGGACCGGCCAGGCUUCGGGAUGACGGAUGUGUGCAGCGGCCAGUGGGAAGCGGAGGAUCGCACGAGCAGGUUGCCGACAGCUCCAUCUGCUGCUGCCACGGAGACGGGAUCACCUCCCCCUCCCUGACAAACACACACACACACACACAUACAAACACUCUGUGGAGCUUUUUGCCCUUCAGUGACCUUUACAAGCCUUUUAUCUAUGGAUCAUGAAGGUACACAUGUGAAUAUUGUUGGUAUUUUACUGCCAGAGAUAAGCCACUUCCACACGUCCAGUGUGAAACAGAUGAAAUAGGUCAACAGCAGAAAGACUGACUGACUGACUGACCUCCUGUGGGAAAUCCCGAUUGGGAGAAAAAAGAAUUAAUAUCGUAUUGGGUUUUUUUUUCAUUGGUUACCUGGGAAGGAAGAAGAAGUUUAUACCAGUUUGUUUUUUAAGUUGGUGUCAAUGGGACCGGUUUGAUCUCAUGUCCCUCUGCUAUCAGUCUGCGUACUGUGAGAUACCGCACCUCAUUAUCUUCUUUCAGAAGAACCAAUUUUUCAGCGUGAAAACUAACUUUCAUCGCUGAAACGUGAAGUUUCUUUGUCUCCAUUCUUGUCACUCACCUGACACCUACAUGAAGAAACGGACGUAGCAAAGAAGGACACACUAUCCUAAAAGCAUGUGGCUUGAUGAACUUGUCAAAACUGUUUAUUUAGCGUCUUUAUCAUCUGAGACAGCAGUAUGUUUACAGCUAGCUCAGUUCAGUGUCUUAUCCACCGCGUGGGAUCUUGUAGUCCUGAAUGGUUACCAUAGAAAAGCUCAGGGAAGCGGCUCCCUAGCGUUGGUGAGGAAGAUAAUUCGCUAAAAAAACAAAACAGUUUUCGUAGUUUUCAGUUUGUUUGUUUUUUUUCUUAAAUUAAAAAGCAACACAUAGCUGCUUCCUUGGGUUUGUCUAUGAAAAGUAUCUGGAACUCCCUCCCAUAGAAAGUGGAUUCGACAGUCCCUAACAGGGCUGAUUUACAGCAAGGUUUGAUACUGUAUUCAUACAAAUCAAAUCAUGUACAGCACGCAUAGGGUUACAUGUAAACUGACCUGACUAUAACUCUAAAUGACAGUAAUAUUCUCCUGUUGCACCAGCUUGCAGUUGAAUACAGCCGCUCCAACUUUCCAUUUCAUGCAGUCGUGUUGCUGGGAGAAGAGUAAAAUCCAGCGCUGACAGUUUUCUGUUGGACCGAUCAUCACCAUGGCUUGUUGCUGCAGAUCCAGCUAUAGAAAUGUCAAAUGUCAGGGCUGUCGGACACAAGCGUCAGCUGGAUUAUUGACUUAAAAGCACAAACCUUUUCCAGAAAAACCCCCCGGACUUGUACGGUAGGAAGGACCUGUAGCUUCAAUGACUUUAAAAGAAAGUACACAUCAGACGUAACUCAUUGUUCCCUAAUGCAAAACCAGGCUCAGAAAAUUUUAGAGCUGAAUCACAGUGAAUAGAAAUGUUUUUGUUUUUUUUUCCUAGACAAUCUGAAUGCCGCUUGUGUGUGUUUCUGAGCCCAGUUUUAAGUAUUAAUAAGUUUUGACAGGGUGCCUACACUGGCCUGCAAAAUCCAAAAAAGUAUGGGGUUCAAAUUCAGGUCUUGAUCGGUUUGGAAAGCGACAAAAAAAAAAAAAUCAAAAAAUGUAUCGAAACGAGUUGCUCUUCGGUCUCAUACAUGUCGUUACUGUUGUGUAAAAAUCACGUAUCUCCAAAGUUGGUCAUUUUGAAUUUUUCUGAUGAAUCCUAAAUGAACCGUUUAAAAACGCGGAAGCUUUUCUGAAAAACGUAUUUCCAGAAAGCUGAAAAACCGGUUUGGAGCCCCUGAAAGGUUUUGGAGACGCAUGGUGUUUUUUGUUUUUUGUUUUUUUGUUUUGUUUUUUUUUUACAGGACAGCGACGACAUAUUUAUUUCCUGAUGUCCUUAUGUUGUAGUGUUAUGAACGGCAAUCAUGAGUGAAAAUCUCUUUCUUUGACAGUGGUGAAGAAGACAGGAGGUUUGAACUAGCUAUAAAGCUCACCUCAUUCCCACUAACCUUCAAUACUAAUUGGGUUUCGGGGGGAUCGAUAAGCUUCGGGAGAAGAUCAACAAGCUAAAAAAUUGCCUUAAGAGUUUGGAAUACGUGCACUGUUGCGGACAACACAGCACUCUGAUGUAGUAUAAUGUUUAAUUUUGCAGCAGGUGAAGUUUCAGCAGAGAGUCAGGCAGUCGGCUUAAUGCAAACACUUAUUAUAGAUGUGAUGUUCAGAGCAGAUCUGUUAAUACUCACUGUUCUUUAUUUUUUUUUUUAAACCACUACAGCACUAACUGUUAGACAUUGUCGCUUGUUUUUGAUUUGCGUCACACAUGCCAGUUUAUAAAAGGGCUUAAGAGAGGAUUCAGAGGAUAUUUUUUCUUUUUUAAUGUCACGGCUUUGGUUUUUCUCAGACGGUUUAACAAUAGAAAAGCCACCGGAUCAGAGGCCCGUUUUUUUUUUUUUUUUUUUUGGGGGGGCCUUUUUUUAAAAGGCCAUAUGCAGCAGCAAAGCUUUUACAAAUGAAUGGAAACAAAAAUAGCUGAAACAGUGCUUUGAACUGUUAAAAAAGUUGUGAAUUUGAAAUGCUAAUAUCCCCAGUUUUGCAGUUAACAUCUCAGAGUAUAACCUUUUCAAAAUCAGGCCUCGUAACGCGCUUCUAUCACAGAUUAUGAGCUCCUGUUUCUGCUGAAACCGUAUGUGCCUGACGCUCGAAAAAGUGAAGCAAUAUUGGCUUUGUAAUGGAGAAGAUCAUUCCCAAAAAACUACGGACGCAUUGCAGAAAAACAAAAAACCCAUUCCUCAGGUUUGACGUUAUUUAGUCAACCAGAGACAUUAAGUUAUUUUGUUUAUUUUGCAUCUGUCCUCUUCAGUAUGUUGUGUA